AUGAGGUUAUUUGAGAGAUGUAUAUACAAAAAUGAGAUCGCAGAUGUUAUAUAUCACUCAAUCGAUUCUGACCAAUACGCAUAUAAAGUGGGACAUAAUUCAACGAUGGCUUUAGUUAAAUGUCAACAUACGUGGUUGAAAGGGUUGGAUAAUGGUGUAAAAUAUGUGAGAGUACUAUCAUUUGACUUUAGCAAGGCGUUUGACAGUGUUCCACACGACAUACUAUUUGGAAAAGUUAAGAAAUUGCCUUUUAACCCGUACAUCAUAAAUUGGUUGAUAGAUUUCUUAAAAGAUCGCAAACAGAGAGUAACAGUUGAUGGCAUCACAACCGAGUUCUUGAAAAUUAAUCGUGGCGUGCCUCAGGGGACUGUUCUAGGCCCGAUACUAUUUUCAAUAAUGGUAAAUGACAUUAAACCAGUCAAUCCAAUCAAUGAACUCUGUAAAUUCGCUGAUGAUAUAACAAUAGAAGCCCCGGGCUAUGAUGAGGAUGAUACAAGUGCUGAAGAGGUAGAAAAUAUGAAAUUAUGGUCGGAUGAAAAUCGAAUGGUGCUGAAUAUGAAUAAAACAUACGAAAUGAUUGUUCGUGGGAGAACAUCUAUACCUCUACCCAGUUGCAUUCCGUCCAUCAAACGGAAAACAUGGCUCAAGAUACUUGGAAUUACCCUUGAGGAAAUACCGAAAAAUUGGGACAUACAGUUCGAAGAGAUGCUUAAAAAAACGAGUGGACGAAUGUACAUCUUACGUGUGUGUAAAUAUUAUGGUUUUACAACAAAGCAGUUAGAACUUCUCUUUCAGAGUUUAAUAAUGUCAUUAUUCACUUUCGGAACUGAACUUUGGGGAGGAGCAUCUUACACUAAAUACAUUAGUCAGAUUGAUAAGUUCAUAAAUCGUGCAUACCGUAAUGGGUAUGUAACAGAGAAAUCUAAUUUUAGAGAAAUAAUUAAUAAGAGAGACAAGAGAUUAUGGAAAAAAAUAUUAGAUGAUGAAAAUAAUGCACUAAGAGAACUUUUACCAAAUAAAUUAAAUCGAACUUUAAGGCAAAGGGGACAUGACUUUGAGCUGCCCUCAGUAAGAGCUGAAAGAUUUAAAAAAUCUUUUGUAAAUAGAUGUCUCUUCAAUUUUAUCUAGUGUAUGAUACAUUUUAAUAAUUUUUAACAAUAUUGUAGAAUUUUACUAGUUUUAUUAAAUUAUUGAUGUAAAUAAUUAAUGUAAAAUAGACUAUAUUCUUAUAAUUCCAUGUAAACUCGGACGUGUGUUUCGAGUAUUGAUUAAUAAAGACUAUUAUUAUUAUUAUUAUUAUUAUUAUAUAGCGUACGAGAUCGUCUAUCCGCGAACCGACCACCUCCGGAAAGGUUUGACAAAUCGUUCGUCCCUAUUUCCAAAGCGACGAUAUCCGGUUUGUAGCUUUUGAGAAAGGAAAUAUCAUUAAACACUUUGUCUACAGUUCGACCGCCCGUGCCCUUCAAAGAUACGUACACGCCUGAAUUGGCCAGGUUAAAAUUUUGUUUGGCACGGGAAUCAAAACCGUUGUUUAAAUCGUCGUUUAAGCGACGCACAAAAGAAUGACCAAAUACCAAAACAUUAGGAAUGAAACCCGACAUGUUUCUUGAGGAUAAAUAAGAUAAAAGGAAACACACAAUACCUGAAAAAACUUUGGAAGAAAGUAUACAAGUGUUGCUCCUGACUGACUUCGGUAGAAUAACCUAACCUUGACACGCGCGCCUUUUAUACGCAGCAUCAGAUUAAAAUUCCCAAAUGUAGCAACUUCUCCCCGUGAUAUUUCGUUGCAUGCGUUACGUCAUCAUUUCAUUAGCUAUAGUAAAUUUAACUAUAUAUAUACAUAUAUAUAUAUAUAUAUAUAUAUAUAUAUAUAUAUAUAUAUAUAUAUAUAUAUAUAUAUAUAUAUAUAUAUAUAUAUAUAUAUAAUAGGGAAAGCAAUAAAAUUACUAUUCGGUGAACAAAUAGUUCCUUUAUUUAUUUACAAUUAUUUACACACGGUAACAUCUCAACAAUAGCCCUAAAGUAUCUAAAAGUUAUGAUAAAUUUUUGAAAAAAUAAAAAGGUUGAUUUUCAGAUGGCCGUGUAUUUAAAAUAGGACUAAAAUAGAAAAUAUGUACACAAUUUAAAAGUAUAAUGUUAAAAAUGUUAAAAAAGUGAUCUUAUAAAAUUUAUUCAUUUCAAAUCUUUCUGUGAAGUUCAAUAUCGUUCCAAGCUGCAGCACCUUUGUAACUAAAGCUACGCUUUAAAGCGUUGGUGUUGGGUUUAGGCAAGUAGAGAACGUGGUUGUUACUUCUUAAUUGAUACGUUUGAUUAGAAGAGAUAGUAAAAACUCCCGGAGGUAAUCAAUUGAAUUUCCUUUCAUUAUUUGUAUCAUUAGAGUUUCUAGUUGUUUCUCUCUCCUUUCCUGUAAGGUGUCCCAACCGAGUUUGGUUUUGACGGCAUCAGAGUGCGUUUCGUAGCAAUCACUUGCAUGUGAUUAUUCGACCUGCUUUAUUUUGUAGCUUUUGUAGUUUGUUUUGCAAGGUUUUGGAACAAUUAUCCCAUACCAACGCACAAUAGUCAAAAUGCGGUAAAAAAAACCCGCUAUAAAUAGUUUUAAGAGUAUCUUUAUCAAGUAAGUCUUUAGAUCGUCUCAGUAUUCCAAUCCCUUUCGAGGCUUUUUUUGCUACCUUAUCAAUGUGGUCUUUCCAGGUGAUGCAUUCAUCUACUAUAACGCCAAGCGUUUUGGUAGACGAAACACGUUUGAUGCAUUCAGAUCCUAUUGAUAGAAUUGGUUCAGUACUAAUUUGGGACUGCCUUUGUCUUGAUCCAAUUAACAUAUACUCAGUUUUAUUAACAUUUAGGGUUAACUUAUUGGCUAAUAGCCACAUGUGAACAUUAUUUAAAUCAUUUUCCAACUUUUCCUGUAUGUCACAUGUGGUAGAGCCAUUUACAGUAAGAUUAGUAUCAUCAACAAAAAGUGCUGGGACUGAAGAGUCAAGACAAUUCGGCAAAUCGUUAAUGUAGAGAAGGGGAACCAAGAUUUGAUCCCAAAAACAGAAGGGGACCAAGAUUUGAUCCCUGCGGCACACCUGUUGUGAUUUUCUCACUUUUUGAAAUUGUUACCCCAACUUUGCAUACUUGUAUUCUAUGACUAAGAUAUGAGGUGAACCAGCGGAGAGCAGUGUUUUUGAUACCAUAAAAUUCUAUUUUUUUAAUCAUAUAUGUACAAGGAACGAACUGGUUGAUGAUUUGUUAAAGUUCAAAAACGUGCAGCUACUGCAUACAACAGACGUGCAGCUACAACCGACACAAUAACUGUUUUGCUUUUUUCACGAAUUCGAAAGGAUCCUUUUGCACAAUUUUAUCAAAAUGUUGCUCAAAACAAUUAGCUCCCUCUGAUCGGUAAAAUGAGUCACUUUCUGUCGUGAUGUGCAUGGUCUGAGUACUUGUUCAUAACGUUCCAUCUAACGAUGGGUAUAAGUCAGAACUCUCCUAUAGUGAAGCUAAAAAUGAUCGAAAAAUGACGACUUCUCUUAAGUACAAACCAUUGGCAAAAGUAAAAGUACUGUGUUACAUUGAAAAAUUUCCCCUUUUCGAAUUAAGUUCAUUCGUCAUUAAUUAAUUCAUUACACUGUAAUUUAUGCGUUCAUCAUUCAUUCAUGACCAAGUGUAAGACGUCUGAGCUUGGGGCUAAUUUUGCACUUUUGAACGUAUGGAAUCGAAUUAAAUAUAAUUUUUGAAUAAUAAGCAAUGCACGUUCAUCAAACCACUAUAUUUCCACUGACCCCAUCGUUCCCCUUGCAUUAAAGUAACCCACCGAUGCAUGUACAUAAAGUAACCCACCAUGCGAACCAUGACUGAGCUUCAUAUAAUUACAAAUUGUACUUUUCUUUUAAUAUUCACAGAUUUGGUCGAAAGAAAACUGUCGUUGUUGGUUUGGUUGUUGCGUUCAUAGCAUCCAUUAUUUCCGUCGCAAUACCUGAUGAUCGCUCCAAUGAUGGUAACUAUAUAUUGAUAUUUUAACCGUGAAUAUUAUUUUAACUAGAAAUACAUGCAUGCAACAACACCUUUAUUUUCCUAUAAACAUUGUUUUAACAUGAAGUAUGCUAACUUACGCCAACAUUCAACGCAGGCUCGCGUUGCCGCGUCAUGUUAGCCAUGAAGAUGUUCUGGUCAGCUUUCAAGUCGGUUUCCAACCACUCGAACAUACCCAACAAAAUGACUUGGUCUCAACCUGACGGUGGAAUGACUUCAGCCAACAACCCAUCCGAUAUUGCAAUAUACUAAACCAAUACUCCUACUCUGUCUUCAAAUCUUCUGAUGGCAACGACGAUGAAAUGUCCUUUCCUAACUGUAAUGAUCUGAACUCAGACACCUCAGAAUAGAGGUGUGCAUCGGAUCGGAUUGGACGUUUAUAAUCCGACAAUUGGCUAAUGUUUAAAAUCCAAUCCGAUCCGAAAUUGUCUAAUCCGAAUCUGAUCCGAGUUUUGAUAAAGAAUUCCGAUCCGAAGGAUCCUUUAAUAAAAUAAAUUUCUCAUUAAAGUGGAAAUAACCAAAUAAUAAUUAUUUAUAUAAUUAAUUCAUUUUAUUUCGAAUAUCGAAGUCCGAUCCGAUCCGACUACGAAACAACUUUAUCAAUCCGAUCCAAUCCGAAAUGAAUAUUUUUGUUCCGAAAUCCGAACGAAUCCGAUCGGAUCGGAUUUGCACACCUCUACCUCAGAUUUGUGGUUGUUGGUUUGGUUGUUGCGUUCAUAACAUCCAUUAUUUCUGUCUCAAUACCUGAUGAUCGCUCCAAUGAUGGUAACUAUAUAUUGAUAUUUUAACCGUGAAUAUUAUUUUAACUAGAAAUACAUGCAUGCAACAACACCUUUAUUUUCCUAUAAACAUUGUUUUAACAUGAAGUAUGCUAACUUACGCCAACAUUGAACGCAGGCUCGCGUUGCCGCAUCAUGUUAGUCAUGGCAACACGAUCAUUGUUUUUAAAUUUUUCCUUUUAACGAAAAAACCCCCACUUUUAACCAUAGUAGCCCAAAAAUGCGUGGUAUUUGUCUCUUUUAUGCAAUCUCAUAGCUUGGAAAAGUUCUGAAAGCUCUAAUACAAGUCAACUACGAGGACAUACUACCUAAGGAGAAUGACGUUCGAGUGUUAGAUAAUCAACGUACGAGCGAGCUGACCACAGAAGAGAUACUGAGAAAAUAUCCAGAUGUGUUCGAAGGUCUUGGGGACCGCUACAUCUAGAAACUGAUGACUCGAUCAAGCCAGAACAAAUACAUGCACCUAGAAGAACACCAGAGGCCGACAACCACUGAAACAUCAUCUGAACGACCUUGGGGAACAGGGAAUCGUCCAGAAAGUUGUGGAGCCCACAGAAUGAGUGAGCUCAGGUGUAGUUAACAGGAUUACGUGUAACAAAUGAUAUCAUGAUGAAUAUGAAUCGUCAACAUGUCACCUUAUUAGUAAUGCUUGAUCUCAGUUCUGCAUUUGAUACCGUCGAUCACGAGAUCCUCUUGGCAGACUGAAUCACGAAUUUGGAAUAAAGGGCCAAGUUCUGGAUUGGUUUACUUCAUAUCUCAGCAAACGUUCUCAGUUUAUUUCGGUUAACGAUCUAGACAUUUUGUUGUAGGAUGUGGAGUCCCUCAGGGAUCAUGUCUUGGACCCUUGUUGUUUUGUUCUAUAUGUCAGUAAAUUGUUCAACAUUGUGGAAAAACACCUACCUGAUGCUCAUGCAUUUGCUGACGAUACACAGCUUUAUGUCUCGUUCAAGCCAGAUUUGAUGUGUGAUCAACUUGCUGCAGUUACUGCCUUAGAACAGUGCAUUGAUGAUAUAAAGGAUUGAAUGCUCUCAGAUAAACUAAAGAUUAAUGAUGGUAAAACAGAAUUUUUAAUUAUUGGAACUCGACAGUAACUAGUGAAAGUGAACUUUAGUUCUCUGAGGGUCGGUGAUAACCCAAUCUACUCGACUGACAAGGCAAAGAAUUUGGGAUUCUGGUUGGACUCUCAGAUGAAACUUGAAACCAAUAUAGGCAAGUGUUCAUGUGAAGCUUUCUUCCAUCUGUUUAACAUUAGACGGAUAAGGAAGUUUCUUACCUAUGAAGCUGUGAAAAUAUUGGUCAAUUCGUUGGUAAUAAGUCGAUUCGACUAUUGUAACAGUCUUCUUUAUGGUUUACCAUCAAUUCAUGUACACAAACUCCAGCGUGUUCAAAAUGCCGCAGCUAGAUUAAUAUACAAUACUCCACGCUUUGACCAUAUCACUCAGACUCUAUAUAAUCUGCACUGGCUACCGGUAAAGUCUAGAAUAGACUUCAAACUGUUACUAAUAGUAUUUAAGGCAUUGCAAGGACUCGCACCUGAUUACAUAAUUGAACUUAUUACCAUCAAGCCCAUUUCAUGUAACAACAUUAGAUCGAACCAAGAACUUCUACUUCAACCACCUUCUGUGAAGACCUUGGCCAUUUUAGGUGAUCGCGCAUUUGUUUCUGCAGCACCUACCCUUUGCAAUUCCCUACCUCCAGUCUCCACACAUCCGGAGAGCUAGUUCUGUUGAAAAUUUUAAAAGACUUUUAAAGACAUAUUUAUUUAAGAAAGCAUAUUUGUAAGAUAAUAAUUUAACAUUGAACAUAAAAUAGUUUUAUUAAUUUUUAUACUUUUUCUUGUAUUAACUCUUCUAAAUAAUUUUGUUAUGCGCAUGUGAACAUAUAUAAAUGAAAUAUUGCGCUCUAUAAAUGCAAUUAUUGUUAUUAUUAUUAUUAUUAUUAUUAUCUUGAUGAAAACAAAGCGACCGGACCUGACAAAAUACCAACAAAACUCCUCAAGAACUGUGCGUCCAGUGUUUGUUCGUCGUUAUGCGUUCUGUUUAACAAAAGUUUAUCCUUAGGUAAACUUCCGUACGAGUGGAAACUUUCCAACAUAAUCCCAAUCCCAAAGAAAGAUCCAGCUGAAGAGGUAUCAAACUACUGACCAAUAUCUCUAUUGUCCUUGGUCUAAGACCUUCCUUACAUGGAUGUUAUGCGUGACCAGUGCAGUUCGACGAAUAAAGCCGAGCAUCGAGUUUGCUUUUAAUGAGAUAUCUUCGACUUGUUUCUUCCACUUGAGAUCUUUCGUGACAACAAUCCCUAGGUUAAUGACUUCAGAGGAUUAUCCAGAAGUUUGUAUUUUGUUGUGAUUGGUCCGCGACUUCUUGUGAUGUUCAUUAUUCCACAUUUCGAUUGAUUUAAGUCCAUCUUCCAGGUUGUACACCAAUUAACGAGAUCAUUCAGAUCAUUCUGCAAUUCUUGCCUCGGAGGAAACCGAAUUGUAAAUGGUGGAGUUGAGUGGAAAUGUGUGAUAUGAGUUGGUUGUAGACACAACGUUCGAGGACUUUGGAGACCUCUCAUUGGUUCGCAGCAAGCUGGGUUAUGCCAGCCUGGUAUGGGCACCUCGAAACUGUAUCCGACAUACUGACAAUAGAACGAGUCCAACGCCGAGCGACGAAAUUUAUCCUUUCCCUCCCCUAUAGAACAGUCACUACAUACAAGGAACGACUAUGGCUAUUGGUAUUCUCCCAGUCUGCUAUUGGCACGAAUAUUUAGACUUAGUUUAUCUUUACAAGUGUAUUCUAAGCAAUGAUAUCAAUAUAUCAAUACGAACAGCUAUCCGAAAUACGGCAAGAAAUGCCGACUCUGAUAAUGGCAUUCUUCUCAAUGUAUCCAGAUGCAGAACGGUUAGCUAUAAGAAUAAUUUUUACGUGAGAGUGCCUAGCGUUUGGAACGUUCUCCCUAGCGAUAUUCGUGCAGACACUUCAAGAUUACUAGUGUACUUUAAAAACUCAUUACUUAAUUAUUACUUUAACUUUUUAGAAUAUAUUUACAACCCGGACAAUCCAAAAACAUUCGAAACAGUGUGCGUCAAGUGCCACACAACUCGGUCUCUUCAUAGCCUAUCAGUGAGGUCAUGUUGUUGACAAUCAAAUAGCCUAUGGAAUUUGUUUUAUCAUGUACAUUUAUUUCAUGUAGAAUUAUGUAUGGGAACCCGUUAUUGGAGAUUGCCUCUGUGGCCAAUCCCUGCCUGUGUUGUAUGCAUAUUUUGUCUAGUCUAAUUUAUGUCUGUUAUGUUUGGCGAAACUUGUAAAUAAAUAAAUAAAUUGAAAUGUGUGUGAAAGAGAUUGAUCUGUGGAUGGUCAAAACUAAAUUGAAAUUGAAUGGGGACAAGACCGAAUUACUAGUAAUCAUGCAAUGCACGAAAUCGUUUAUGCGCAGACUGCUAUAGAAUAUAUAGAAGUAUCUAAUUCAAGAUUUCAACAUGCAAGGUGUAACUUUCGACCAGCACAUGUACAGAAUAUGGAUAAACAUGUUAACCAAUAUUUGCAAAAACUGUUUUUUCCUUUUGAGAAAAAUAAGAAGAAUAAAAGAGUAUUUAUCAACGUCAGAUAUCCAAACUUUAGUUCAUGCUUAGGCUAUAUUACAUCGAAACUGGAUAAUUGUAAUUCUUUAUUAUACGGAUUGCCUAAAUUUCUUAUUGAUCGGUUACAGAAUGUGCAAAACUGUGCUGCUCGUUGAUCCGGUGACAGGGAGCAAAAAAUACGAUCAUAUUACUCCAUCAAUGAAACAAUUAAAAUUGGCUCCCCUGCAGUCAACGCAUCAUCUAUAAAAUUGUUCUUAUUAUACGUAUAAAUCUCUGAAUGGUUUAGCUCCACAUUACAUUAAUGAUAUGCUAAAACCUUUCACACCAUCAGUAAAUUUACGCUUCUCGUCCAAAGGAUUGUACCAUACCAUCAGUAAGACUAUAGGAUCGUUCUCAUAGUCCCAUAUCGUAUCGAAUGAGCCAACUGUCGCCAGUGUCGUGGAUACGUUUGAACAUAUAAGUCCGUAUAUAUAUGCUGCUGAAAGAAUUUAUCAAGCCAUGAUCAAUCCAAAGUGUUUUACUGCUAUGCUGUGUAUACCGACUGCAUGCGGUCUCAGUAGCUCAGCUAAUUCUAAAUUACAGAGAUUGCAAGAUACAGCAGCGAAAAUAAUUGGUCCGAAAAAUUGCUUACACGAUGUUGUUGUCACCUGCCUACCUCCUCCGCAGGCGCUUAGGAACCGCCCGCAAAUUUGCCCGGAAAAGGGCCUGCGGAGGAGGUAGGUCACCUGCCGUAAAAGACGUGUUGUGAUAGCCGUAUUCAAAUCACUGUACUCACUCGAUUCAAAUUCCCCCCGUGAACUUUCACCAUUUCAACCACGGAAUAAACACUCGCAACAACAAGUCGCAUUUAGUUAUUCAUUUUCAGUGAAAGGAGCUCUACUGUUUAACUCAUUGGGCGAGGAAAUCAGGAAUGAGCCUUCCCUUGUGAAUUUUAAACAAAAACUGCUACAACUUAAACUUUUUUAUCUAUUUAAUAAGUAUCAGUCAUUUUACUCUAUAGAUUUUAGGUAGUGACAGUAGUCUAACUGCUAUAUAGACUUUUCUUAACUUACUGUAGUUACAGGUCCUUCACUGAUCUUAACUUACUGUAGUUACAGGUCCUUCUUUGAUAGCAGGCUCAUGCUUAUUGCCUGAAGAAGUUAAUCUGUUAAAAUAGGCUUACUAAAAACAUGGAUUGUAAAAUAACUGGAUAGGAAACUUCCUGACGUCAUUGACCUCAUCCUUUUUGAAAAACGUGUCGUCACGCGUAUUGCGAAUAUUACCAAAGUUCUCGGCAUUUUUGUUGUUUUGCUAUAUUUUCCACUUUAAAAAGGUGAUAUUGAAGCAUAAACUGGUCUAAUUGUUUCAAAAACAUGCCUAAGCCACGACAAAGUAUUCAAGGUAAAUGUUUUUCGUCUUUGUUUUGUAUUUUUUACAUUUGUAGCUACGAAAUUGGCGUCACAAAUUUUAACGAAAUGUGCGAUAUAUUUUUCACUGUUUAGUGCUUGAAAUAUUUGCUAAAAUUGACUGGGAAUACUUAGAGUUUUCAUCGUAGAAUGGCGUGGUUAUAUUUAUUUGCUCUUUGACUAAAAUGUUUAGCUGUAUUAUUGCUAAACAUGCCGUUUUUGAGAAUUUGGUUUGCAACUAGGUUUGGACAUCCAACCACGCCAUCAGCCCAUUGAAAACAUUAGGUCACGUCAGCUAGUUUCCUAUCCAUUUAUUUUAUUAUCUAUGCUAAAAAUAAUAAAUAAUUCAUGUGCAAGGGUAAUUUGUACGAUGAAGGCUACCCAGAAAAUGAGCAUCAAGUUAAACAUUAGCUAGCUAUAUAUUCUGUGUUUUGCUAUAAUACUAUAGUCUAUGGCUUUUGUCAAAGCAUAAAUUUUGCAUUCUUUUCAGACAGUAUUUUUGCUCAUUCAACAUUCUGUAAACACGAAUUGUGUCAUGUUACAUGCAGGUUGUGCCACCAACGUUUCGCUAUUUUCAAACUAAAUUUGAAAGCAUUUUCAAGUCGGUGUUAAAUUUUUGGCUUUGUAAAAAAUGUAGAAGUGUUAAUAUAUUUGGUUUGAAUUUCGCAUUUUAUUGAAGCUGACAUUUUGAAUUUAUUAUUUUGCCCUGUUUUGUUUUGCACUGAAAUAACCGAUAUUAUAAUUGUUUACGUUUUGUUACGGCGUUUUUUACUGCAACAUAUAUUUCCAGUCAGUCCAAUUGUGGUGCUUUGUGGCCCCAAACAGCAGCUGCAAAAUUGCCUUUCCAAGGCUUCGUUCAUGUUGUUUUUGUUACCAAAUCAACGAAGUGGAACCAUUGGUGGAAACACACGUAUAAAGAAUACGCGCGCAGUUUUCAGAAACACACGCAUCUAGAAUACGCGCGCAGUUUUCGCGCAUGCUCAGACAAUUUUCCUACCUGUUCUACCGCUAGCAGCGGCUUUUCCCUCGCUCCGGGCAUACACCCGCAACGGCGCUUUGCGCCGUUGGCCCGGGGACAAAAUUUGUACUUAUGCAAUAAGAUUAAGUGUUGAGUUUACAUACUGUAUAUUUUGCAAGCCAUCUCUGCAAUUAACACCCUUUCCAAUCCAUUUAGGCUAUACUGGUGGGCGAAUAUUUCUAGCUAUUGUGGCCAAGUUUUUCAUUAAUAUGGCAUUCUCUGGAAUUUAUAUUUGGAGUGCAGAAUUAUUUCCAACAUUUGUAAGGUAAGUAUAGUUGUGCUUAUUUCCUUAUUAAUGGAAUAUAUAUAUAUAUAUAUAUAUAUAUAUAUAUAUUAUAAAAUUCUCU
Paramuricea clavata is the source of this 11111-nucleotide messenger RNA. Lineage: Eukaryota; Metazoa; Cnidaria; Anthozoa; Malacalcyonacea; Plexauridae. The record is from the annotation of a GenBank genome assembly.